Phyllostomus hastatus (greater spear-nosed bat) is the source of this 198-nucleotide messenger RNA. Its product is annotated as 40S ribosomal protein S29-like. The transcript has a single exon. The record is from RefSeq and is a predicted model, not a curated record. Lineage: Eukaryota; Metazoa; Chordata; Mammalia; Chiroptera; Phyllostomidae. The coding region runs from base 25 to 198 and encodes 57 amino acids. Gene Ontology annotation, cellular component: cytosolic small ribosomal subunit. Gene Ontology annotation, molecular function: zinc ion binding; structural constituent of ribosome.
CCUUGUUGCAGCAGAGAGAACAAGAUGGGUCACCAGCAGCUGUACUGGAGCUAUCCAAGAAAAUUUGGCCAGGGUUAUCGUUCUUGCCACAUCUGCUCAAACCAGCAUUGCCUGACCCAGAAGUAUGGCCUUAUUAAUAUGUGCCACCAGUGUUUCCAUCAGUACUCGAAGGAUAUAGGCUUCAUUAAGUUAGACUAA